UUGUGGCCGUUCACAGUGGUCCGAGCUUAUAAUUCUAUUGUGUGUGUUCUAGGGCUCCUCCUCGUUUCUCUCUCUCUCUCUCGCCAUAGCCAGGGCUCCCAUCCAUCGAUCGAUCAGGCAAAGAAGAUGCAGACGCGAAGCCGGCGAGCUCUUGGCGACAUCGGCAAUCUCGUGCGGCCUCCGCCGCAGCAAGGCGCGGAGCUGAGCAAGCCGCCGCUCACCAGGCGCCGGGCGCAAGCAAUCAAGGCCGCUGGCGCCGGCGCCGCGGCAGUGAAGCCCCCGGUCCCGACGCUGCCUAUCCGGAAGGAAAAGGAGCCGACGCUCACAGCGCAGCUCACUGCUCGUAGCGAGGCAGCAUGCGGAUUCGACGCGGAGAUGGUGGACGCUACCUCUACGCCCGUCGCCGAGGAGCCUCUUCCAAACAUCGACGAGCACGACGUGGGGAAUCAAUUGGCGGUCACGGACUACGUCGAGGAUAUCUAUAGCUUCUAUCGCAAGGCCGAGGUACAGAGCUGUGCGGCGCCCGAGUAUAUGAAGCAGCAACCGGAGAUCAACGAUAAGAUGCGCGCGAUACUCGUCGACUGGUUGAUCGAGGUCCAUCUCAAGUUUAAGCUCAUGCCGGAAACACUCUACCUCACGAUCAACAUCAUCGACCGCUACCUCUCGCUACAGCAAGUCUCGAGAAAGUAUCUCCAGCUCGUCGGAGUGACUUCGAUGCUUAUCGCGGCCAAGUACGAGGAAGUCUGGGCCCCUGUGGUUGGCGACUUUGUAUUUAUUUCCGAUGAUGCCUACACCGAUGAUCAAUUACUGUCCAUGGAAAAGAAGAUGCUCAACACGCUGCGUUUCAACCUGACUGUCCCGACGCCUUACGUAUUCGUGGUGCGAUUUCUCAAAGCAGCUGCCUCCGACCGACAGAUGAACUUGCUCGCCUUCUUCUUUGUGGAGCUCUGCCUUACGGAGUACGUGAUGCUCAAGUACCCUCCAUCGAUGCUAGCUGCCGCUGCCGUGUACGCGGCUCAAUGCUGCCUGGAGAAAUCCCCGGCCUGGACCUCAGCGCUCCAGCGCCACUCGGGCUACACAGAGGAUCAAAUCAGGGAAUGCGCCACGCAUAUGGCACGCUUCCACCAGAAAGUCUCCAAGACUCCCGAGGAGCACUUGUCCGUGGUGGGAAGGAAGUACUUGCACACGAAGUUUGGGACGGUGGCCGCAUUGACGCCCCCGAAAUCGCUACUGCUGCUCCCGCAAUGAGGCUAAGUUAAAGGAAGGAAAGCUCCCCCAGUCACACAAGUGAGUGGUGACAGACAACGCUCGAAAAGUCGUCACACGCGAACGAGAGAGGAGGAAAGCUCAAACGAAGAACAAAAGAAAAGAAGAGGAGAAGCCGCGCUGCUAAGCUACUGGCUUGCUGCUGUAAGUAGAGAGAGAUAGAUCAUAGAUGAUAGAGUGAGAGAAAGAAGAUCAUUGAGAGAAAUCUUUACAGUCCCUUGAGCGCUCGCAAAGAGAGAGAGCAUGGAGGCCAUCGACAUUGAUUGUCAUUUUUAAAAGCUAUUUAAAUCUAUCUUAUUUGUUCGCAAAGAAA
Molecule: messenger RNA, 1579 nt
Organism: Selaginella moellendorffii
Lineage: Eukaryota; Viridiplantae; Streptophyta; Lycopodiopsida; Selaginellales; Selaginellaceae
Product: G2/mitotic-specific cyclin S13-7
Exons: 7
Coding region: 127-1248 (373 amino acids)
Biological process (GO): mitotic cell cycle phase transition; regulation of cyclin-dependent protein serine/threonine kinase activity
Cellular component (GO): centrosome; nucleus; cyclin-dependent protein kinase holoenzyme complex
Molecular function (GO): cyclin-dependent protein serine/threonine kinase regulator activity
Source: RefSeq, a predicted model, not a curated record